Messenger RNA from Ilyonectria robusta, 1214 nucleotides. Its product is annotated as putative PAS domain protein envoy. The transcript is spliced from 3 exons. The record is from RefSeq and is a predicted model, not a curated record. Lineage: Eukaryota; Fungi; Ascomycota; Sordariomycetes; Hypocreales; Nectriaceae. Gene Ontology annotation, cellular component: nucleus. Bases 198 to 827 code for a protein of 209 amino acids.
UCUCCACCACCAAGCUUACCGUCACCUCGUGCUCCUCUCCAUCUCUCGACAUCCAUCUCGACUCUCGACAAGUGACCCCGUGUUCUCAAUCCCCUUUCCCAGCAGUUUGAUCUGCCCACGUCUUUGGCUUCGUACUAUUACUCCAUCUUCGGCCUACCAGAAACUCUCAAUUUCUAUUUUAUUUUUGGUCUCGCCGGAUGACAUCCAGACUGCCGCCUGCCAUGAACCCUUGGGAAGUCCAGGCUCUCAAUUAUGAGUUCCCUGAACAAGGUGCCAUCAACCCCGAUGGCUCUGCUGUCACCACCGCAACUACCUGGCGCCGCGUUCAAGACCCCGUCAUCUACCCAGGCAUUUAUGCUCCUAGCGGAUUUGACAUCAUGGAUAUUUUCUUCCGAAUCGCAUCCCGUCCCAACCCCAAGAUCUCCCUGGGUGCUGUGGACAGCUCCGUUUCCCUCAUCCUCUGCGACCUCCUACAGCCCGACACGCCAAUCCUCUACGUCACUGAGGCCUUCUCACUGUUGACCGGCUACUCCUCCAACGAGGCCAUCGGCCGAAACUGCCGCUUCCUUCAGACCCCUCCAGGAAAGGACCGACGUUCCAGCUCCAAGUCUGGCUCCAAGUCUGGCUCCAAGUCUGCCGACAAGUCUGCCGACAAGUCCUCUAUCCGCCGCAUGCGUCAUGCCAUCCGUGACUCUGAUGAGAUUCAACUUUGCGUUACCAACUACCGCAAGAAUGGGCAGCGCUUCACUAAUAUGGUUACCAUCAUCCCUGUCCCCUACGCCGAAGGCCCCCGCUAUUCCAUUGGCUUUCAGUCCGAAGUUAAAUAGGAGGUAUGCCAGCGGCGAACGGUGAGCGGCAAGGGGCGAUCAGUGAUUUCACCAUCUUGGGCGAUCAGGAGGCUUCCCCCUCAAACUCCAUCUAUCUCGACGAUCCCGGAAACGAUACAAAUUUCAGGGACACACUUCCAUAAGCGACGUCAUCAUUUCUUACAUGUCUUGUCAGCAACGAAUAUGGCAAACAGCCGACAUUACGACUUCUCUGGUUUCUAGGGACCAAUAAUCUCCAGCAUACACGAAUACUUACGAUACACCGAACUACACUUGCUUCACUGUCACGACUGAAUUAUGUAAAAAGAAAAUAGCACUGUUAGGUGUUUGGGGCUGCAAUUUGGACACGGUUCUCUUUUUCUUGCUACUUGUCUUGGGGUUUUAUGG